AUGUGGAGGAAGAAAGGAGAAACGGGGCUGAUGCGACUAUCCGCGGGGCCGGUGUGGAUCCUCUCUGCCUCAGACGGAUGCCAAAGGGUCCCGUGGAGAAAAGGACGCUCAAGCUUUGGAGGAGAGCGCGCCGCCACACCGACAGGAGGCUGGGCUGAACCUGAACCGGGGCGCAAACUGACACUGAAGAGCCGCGGCAUUGUCAAAUCACCGCUGCGUAAAGUUGUGCCUGAGCCCGCCCCCAUGUGCCAUGAGAGGACUGAGAAGAGGAGCGCAUCGCAGCAUCCAAGGGAAAAAAGGAGCGGAGGAGCGCGCUGUGGAUUUCGGCAGAGAUGUUCGAUUUAG
This is a messenger RNA of Knipowitschia caucasica, 345 nucleotides long. Lineage: Eukaryota; Metazoa; Chordata; Actinopteri; Gobiiformes; Gobiidae. The record is from the annotation of a GenBank genome assembly.